Messenger RNA from Dendrobium catenatum, 1408 nucleotides. RefSeq names its product ethylene-responsive transcription factor-like protein At4g13040. The coding region runs from base 242 to 943 and encodes 233 amino acids. Gene Ontology annotation, molecular function: DNA binding; DNA-binding transcription factor activity. NCBI's taxonomy places the organism in Eukaryota, Viridiplantae, Streptophyta, Magnoliopsida, Asparagales, Orchidaceae. The transcript has 7 exons. Gene Ontology annotation, biological process: regulation of DNA-templated transcription. The record is from RefSeq and is a predicted model, not a curated record.
CAAAACAUACGUCCCCUAUCCCUUCCAACCCCACAAGAAAGGACGGAACGAGCAGUGGAGAGCGGUAGGAGGUUAGAAGAAAGAAGCGUAUUAACGAAGAGAGAGAGAGAGACAGGGGGAGAGAGAGAAGUUGGUGGAUGCUAAGUCUGCUUCUUCUUAAGCUCCUCCGCCGGUCAACCUCGGGGUUCCUCGGCCACCUUCCGCCGUUGCGCUCUUUAAGAAAGGUACACUGCUGUGAACCAUGGUUAGCAUUAGGAGACGCAGAUUGUUGGGGCUCUGUUCUGGAAAAAACUCCAUUCCAGUUGAGUUGCCUGGACCAAUCGAGGGCAGUAAUACUGUCGAAAAUCUUAAUAAAAAUGUUAAGCCUUUCAGCAUUCAUCCCAUGCCUUCAGUUGCUUCAAAUCAUGAAAAGCCAGUAAAUCUCUCUGAAACAAGCUUUGGAGCUUCAACCGUGUCUUCUUUUCGCUCACCAAAAUUGGAAACAAAUAAUUAUUUUCCAGGUAAAGAAAUCAAACGUAGAAGGAGACACCGGAGGAAGUACUAUGAAGAUCAAGAACCAUGCAUAAUGAGAGGAGUUUAUUUCAAAAAUAUGAAAUGGCAAGCAGCAAUUAAAGUUGACAAGAAACAGAUCCAUUUGGGCACUGUUGGUUCCCAAGAAGAAGCUGCCCGAUUGUAUGACAGAGCGGCUUUCCUGUGUGGCAGAGAACCAAAUUUUGAACUGUCAGAGGAGGAGAAAAAAGAACUUAGCCAGUAUAAAUGGGAUGAGUUCCUCGCCAUGACACGCACUGCCAUCACCAGUAAAAAGCACCAAAGAAGGGCUGGAGUGGGAAGGAGAAAGAAGCUAGGGAUCGAGUCGCAGGGUAGCGAUAUGGAGCCCGAGAAGGGCGCCGGUGGCAUGUCGUCGAUGUCCGAUGAUGGCGAGAUGGAGACCGCUGCCUUGUGAUCGUCCUUGGCAUUAAGGAGAAAAGAAUUAAUGGGGAUUCAGAUACUCUUUAAGUUUCUCAUCUUAGUUGUCUAAUUCACUUUUGAGUAUUUGGGUUUGAUUUCACUAAAAGCUCACUUACUUUGAAAGAGAUCAGUUGGUUCAAUCCCAGCCGCUCAAAGUGAACUGGACAGUUGAGAUGGGGUAAUUAGUAGUUACACUUUUAGAAACACCAUGAUUGAUUGGAGGGAAUACAAGUUUGAAGCAGUUGUUAACCCUUGUUUUUACAGUGAGGGUUGUUCAAAUAAUUUGUUUAGAUUACAUUUUUCAUUGUUUGGGUGUGUAUAAGGGCUCCCAUUAGGGCAAGCUAGGGUUCACAACAUUUAUCAACUGCAUUUACUGAACGCUUUUGGCAUUCUUCUAUUCAAUAUGAGGCUGUAAUUGGAUAAUUCUACUUUUUUACUUGGUUUUUAGUUUUUUGAAUUA